CGGCCGCCCCCCCCCCCCCGCGGGCUCGCGGGCGUGAGCGCACGCGGCGCCUGGCGGGGAUGGGCAAGCCCGCGGUGCGCGGCGCUGCCCGCGCCCCAGGCCGCCGCGUGCUCGGGAGCCAGGCGGCCCGCCCCCGCCGCCAGUGCCCCGCGCCUCUGCGGCGGAGGGCCGCCGCUCUGCUGCCCGCGCUCCACCGGCACACGCGGGGGAGGCCCUUCGGGCCGCGGGCGUGGCGCGCCUGGCUGCGCCUGCGGCUGGGGGUCGCAGCCGCGGAGCUCCCCUCCGAGGAGGAGGCCUUGAGGUUGCUGCGGGGCCUCGCCAGAACCGGGCGCCCGAGCGGGCGCUCGAAGGUCGCUGCCGCCGCAGUGGCGGAGCACGCCGGCAUUGCUACGGCCGCGUGGAGGUCGUCGGGCACCCGCUACAUUGAUCCCGAGUCUACCGCAGACGUGUCCAACAUCCGCGGCUUCGCCUGCGGCAGGAUCAGCGACUCGUCACGGCGAGUCAGCUGGCACGAGUAUGGCACGCUCUAUCGCGUGUCCCGGGCGGCGGCGGCAUCGAAGGGCAAGGAGGCGUUCAAGGUAACGUCCACGAGUUGCUUCAAGCGCGUCGGCUGCUCCGUUAUCAGGAAGAAUUUGCCCGUGAUGGUUGGCGGGAGUAAGACAGAAUUCAAGGGUUCCGUUGUGUUCGAGCCGUGUCGCCAUGGAUUGAAGUUGGAGCCUGAAUGGACCUUGAUUUACCUGCACAGUUUCAGCUGCAAGGGCUCGGACUACCUGCACUUCCCCAACUACUUCGGCAUCGGCGACGCCGCAGUCCGGGUGGUGGUGCCCACGGCGCCACUGCUCGAGCAGUCCUGCUUCAAGGACUGGAACGUGUGGCGCGGAGAGCGCAUCGGCUGGCGGCCCAUCCAGUUCCGCGCGUGGUUCGACUACCUCACGGACAGGGCCGGCAGCGCGGAGAACGACCUGGAGCUGGGCAGCCUCCUGGAGAUGCGCGCCAGGCUCCACGCGCUGAUCCAGCAGGAGGCGGCCCGCCACGGCGGCGACAGCAGGCGCGUCAUCCUCGGCGGGGCGUCGCAGGGAUGCUGCGUGGCGCUGGACGCCGCGAUGACAUACCCGGGAGAGCUCGGCGGCGUUGUGGGGCUCGUGGGGCAUCUCCUCGGGUGCACCCCGCUGGACAUGUCGAAGCGGGCCAUGCCGAUCCACCUUUUCCACGAGGCAACCGACAAGGAGAUGCGGUGGAGCUGGGUGAAGGGCACAGUGCAGAGACUGAUCGACGCGGGCUUCGACGUCACCUCGAGGCGCGAGAAGGAGGGAACGGGGUCGGGCCACUGGAUCCAGGCUUUACGGCUGGCGUCGCCGACCCUGAAGAUGCGGACGCUGACCAAGACGAGGUAGAAGGAGGAGAAGUCGGACAUCGAGGGCAGGUGGAUCCGCGCCGCCCUCCGCCGGAUCACCCUGGGCGCCUGACGCGCCCCCAUCCCGGCCAGGCCCCUUCCUUGAGCACCUGCGACAGCGGCAGUCGGAGGAGCAGGGCUGGUGCGGCGCGACGCCGCCUUAGCCCCAGGCUUGGCCUGGCAGGGCAGCUGGUCUGCACCGGCCUUCCAUCUCCUCCUCCUCCUCAUCCUCCU
This is a messenger RNA of Prorocentrum cordatum, 1627 nucleotides long. The record is from the annotation of a GenBank genome assembly. Lineage: Eukaryota; Dinophyceae; Prorocentrales; Prorocentraceae.